AUGAAAGUUAGAAACCACCUAAAAGCUCUUUUGCGGAAGAACUUUAUAUUAUGGAAAAGAAACUGGAUAUGCUCCAUUUUCGAGAUUUUCCUUCCUGCAAUAAUUGGAUGUUUCUUUUUUGUAAUAAGAAAUUAGAUCAAGAUAACAGACAUUGAUACAAAGAGUUAUAUUGAUGAGAGAGUCACUCUUGUACCUGAUUUUUAAAUUUUGGGAAAGAAUCAACAAACUGGCAAAGAUAUCUUACCAAUUAUGAAAGAUUGCAUUCAUGGAAAGACUUCGCAUUACCCUAGCUAUGCAAAUGGACAUGUUGCCUUGAUUGGAGACCAUGAAAUCUUAGAUAAAUUAGAAACUAUAUUUACAAAAAAUUAUUAGUAUCCUGUUAAGAGAUAUUAAGAUGUUGAAUAGGUAAAUAAACAUGUUAAAGACCCUAACUAUAAUUACGAUCUUUGUUUGGGUAUUUAAAUGAACAAGGCUCUAAAUAAUGUAUACGAUUACACACUAUUCUUCAACAACACUGGUAAAUACUUCUUUGAGAUGCCAAAAACUUUGACAGCUGCGAAAUUUGAUUAUAUGUUCGAUAAAAGGGAAGACCAUUUAUAUAAAUAUAUUAACACUGGAUUUAUGACUCUUUAAAAUUGGAUAGAUAACAUGAUAUUUUAAAUUGAAAGUGGAGACCAAAAUUCAUCAAUCACUGUUGAACUAAGCUCUAUGAAGAUUAUUAAGCAUGGGCAGGAUGAUUUGGCAGAGAAAAUGUAGGGAAGAUUUGCUACAUACAUAGUGCUUCCUAUGAUUAUUGUUUAUUUAAGAAUGACAUAUGGCCUGCUAAUAGAAAAAGAAAAAAGAAUUAGAGAAGGCAUGAAGGUGAUGGGAAUGUCUGAUACCAGUUUUUACUUAGCAUGGAUUAUUCACUAUUUAAUAAUUUAUGCUUUAUGCAGUCUUUUUGCUGUAAUAAUUCUUAAGACUGCUAUAUUCAAAGAAAGCGAUUUUUCUGUCCUUUUUGUUUGGCAUUUCUUGUUUGGAAUAACUCUGAUUUUCUAAAGCUUGUUUAUCACUACUUUCUUUACCAGAGCUAAGAUUGGAAAUAUUAUUGGCAUGGUUUUCUUUUUGCUUUAGUACAUGGUCAUUUUUGUUAUCAGAUAGUAGGAUGAUGUCACUAAGUCUAUGAAAAAUGGGGUCUCUAUUCUUUCUCAUACUGGUACCACUCUUGCUUGCGAUGUAUAUUUGCUGAUAGAGAGCUAAUAGAAGGGUAUCACAUGGAGCAAUUUAGACUUUUAAAUUGAAAAUUACUCAGUAUUGACUAACUUCUACAUGAACAUCAUCAAUAUAAUUAUAUUUUUUGUUCUUUCUAUCUACUUAGAUUAAGUCUUUCCUAAUGAAUUCGGUAAAAAAUAACACCCUCUCUUUUUUAUUAGGUGGAUUUGGAAAAGAUAAAAAAGUCAAUCUAGUAUCAAACCAGAAGUUCUAAGUAAUGAUACAGAAAAUUUAAUAGAUUUAAAAGAAAAUUUUGAAGAAGAAGUUGCAAUGAAUUUGAAAGAAUAAGAAAGAGAUAAUCAAGUCCUGAAAGUAAAUGAUUUAUACAAAGUAUAUCCAUCAGGAAAGUCUGCUGUUAAUGGAGUCACAAUGACGAUGUACAAAGACCAGAUAUUUGCUCUGCUGGGACACAACGGAGCAGGUAAAACUACUACUAUUUCUAUGUUAACAGGAAUGUAUGAGUUUACAAGUGGUUCUGCUGUUGUUUUUGGAAAAGAUGUACAAAAUGAAAUGAGAGAAAUUCGUACUUUUAUGGGUGUUUGUCCUUAGCAUGACAUCCUUUUUGAUGAUUUGAGUGUAAAAGAACAUCUAGAACUAUUCGCAUCUUUUAAAGGAAUGACUGAUAAAAAAUUAAUUGCAGAAGAAGUUGAAAAGUAUAUUGCAGAUGUUGAUUUGGCUGAAAAAAGAAAUGAACUUUCUAAAAAUCUCUCAGGCGGCUAAAAGCGUAGACUAAGUGUUGCAAUCGCCUUCAUAGGAGGCAGUAAGCUUAUCUAUUUGGAUGAACCUACAAGCGGAAUGGACACUUCCGCUCGUCGUCAUAUUUGGGAUAUGCUGAAGAGAUACAAGAGCGAAAGAAUUAUUUGCCUGACAACACAUUUUAUGGAUGAAGCUGAUUACCUUGGAGAUAGGAUAGCUAUUAUGGCUGAAGGUUAAAUCGUUUGCAUGGGUAGACCUUUAUUUUUAAAGAAUAAGUUUGGAGCUGGAUAUCAUCUUACAAUUGUCAAGAAAAAUCCAACAGAUCCUUCUGUUCCUAUAAUAUAAUUUGUAAAAAGUGUUAUCCCUUCUUCUAAGCUUGUUUCUGAUGUCUCUGCAGAAGUUUCUUUUUAAUUAAAUAACGAAAGUCUACCAUAAUUUGCUAAGCUCUUUAACGAUUUAGAUUAGCAAUUAGACAAGCUAUCUGUUUAAUCCUAUGGUAUUUCAAUUACAACUCUUGAAGAAGUGUUUUUGAGGGUGGCACAUUUAAAAGAUGAAAUUAAAGAGAAAAAAAGAAAGCAACUUUAGGAAUAAGCCAAGCAAAAAGAAAAUAAUAUCAACAAUAAAGCUAACUUAGAUAAUAAAAAAAAUUAGAAUUUAGAAAUGAGUUUGAGAGAAGGAGAGAAUAACAAUAACAUAAACAAUCCUGAAAAGAACUAUAAAUUACCUAGUGUGGACGAGAUUGAAUGUGAAAACAAAUAGGCUGGGUUACUUGGAGUUGAUAAUUUUGAUUUGAAUAAUGUCAGGAUUACCAAAAAAAGAGAAUUGUUUUUCAUUCAUUUGAAAGCACUAAUAAUAAAACGUUUGAUAUACUUUAAGCGCGAUAUCAGGUCUUUGCUUUGUGAAAUAGUCCUUCCAUGCAUUGUAGUUAUUUUUGGACUCAGUUUGGCUUUAGUUUCGUUUUUAAAAGAUUAGCCUGGAGUUUUACUAAAUUCUUCGCUAUAUGAAAAUAAUUUACCAACAAUAGUUUCUAGUUCUUCACUCAGCUUUUCAUAAUAAAUAGAUUAGAUUUUAGAUCAUUUCCCUCUAAAUAAUAAAAAAUAAAACUUUGAAUUUGAAAAGAAAUACGAUAUAUCUGAUAUUAAUUAGUGGGAUGAGUAUAAUUUUAGUAAAAGAGGUGUAGACAGAAUAGGAUCAUAUUAUGUAAAAUCUAUUACCCCAGAUAUGCUAAAGUAUCAAUACAUCACAGAAUUAAAUACAAUUGCAAGAGACUCCUCAGGUGUAUAUGUUAAUGCUAUGAACCAAGCAAUUAUAAAUAGCUAUUUGUAGUACAAAAGCAAAGUAAAUAACUAACCUACAGCUAGAAAGAUACAAAUUAAUGCAACAUUUUAGCCUUGGCCUCUCACAGAGAAAAUCAAAAGCUUAGAAGGAACUGCUGAUGGUCUAGUUUCAAGUUUUAUAUUCUCAAUAGGAUUCUCAUUUAUUCCUGCAAGUAUAAUUACUUUCUGUGUCAAAGAAAGAACUGAGAACAUAAAGCAUUAACAGCUUGUAAGUGGAGUAGGAAUAGUCAGCUAUUGGGCUAGCAACAUUAUUAUGGAUAUGGUUAAGCAUAUUUUUCCAGCAGCAUUUUGCAUUUUAAUGGUGAAGGUUUAUGAUAUAGAUACUUUCAUGGAUGGUAAUACCUUCUCAGCAAUAGUCCUUUUGAUGUUUUUAUAUGGAUGGAGUGUAAUUCCUUUCACUUUUGUGACAUCUUUUCUUUUUGGUGAUUACGGAAACGCUUAAGUAUCAGCUUUCUUUAUUAACUUUUUGUGUGGUGGCAUUCUACCAACAAUAGUAGCCAUUUUACGUAUCAUAGAAUCAACUGAAAACUCAGGAAUAGCACUCGGAUGGAUUUUUCGUAUCAUUCCUUCCUUCAGUUUUGGUUACGGAAUACUGAAUAUAGGAAAUAGAGAACUUUACAAUAUUACUAAAAUGAAUAAAGAAAUUCCAUCAGCAUACGAGCUUGACAUAGCAGGAGGAGAUAUCAUUUUGAUGUUUGUUGAGGGUAUUGUUUAUUUGGCUAUCCUAUUUUUAAUUGAAUGGGCAUAGCAUAUUGGUUCUAUUUCAAGAUACUUUUCAAAUGAAAACUCAGUUUAAUAUAUACCUAAAGAACAAGAUAGCGAUGUUUAGAAGGAAAUUGAUUUAGUUGCAUUAUCAAAGCCAUAAGAUUAUUCUGUUAGAGUUCAGAAUUUACGCAAAGUAUUUAUCCCAGCUAAGAAUAGAAUAAAAGUAGCAGUAGAUCAAAUUUCUUUUGGUAUUAAAAAUGGAGAAUGUUUUACACUUCUAGGAGUCAAUGGGGCUGGUAAAACUACAACAUUCAAGAUUUUAUCAGGAGAAAUUCAUCCUACUUCAGGUAGUUGCCAUAUAAAUGGAUACGAUGUAGCUACUUAGAUUGAAUAAGCACGCAGAAAUAUAGGAUAUUGCCCUUAAUUUGAUGCUCUUCUUGAAAAUCUUACAGCUUAUGAGCAUCUCGAGUUGUAUGCAGCUAUCAAAGGUAUUCCAUAUGACCUUAGAAAGCCUCUUAUAAAGCAAAAGAUUUAGGAAAUGGAUUUGAUUGAUUUUGAAAAUAAAUUGGCAGGAACUUACAGUGGUGGUAAUAAGAGAAAGCUCAGUGUAGCAAUUGCUAUGCUAGGUAAUCCUCCAGUUGUGUUUUUAGAUGAACCUUCAACUGGAAUGGAUCCUGCAGCACGUCGUUUUAUGUGGAGUGUCAUUUCAAGGAUAUCCACUCAGCGUCAAAAUUCUAGUGUUAUUUUAACUACACACUCUAUGGAAGAAGCAGAAGCGCUUUCAACUCGUAUUGCUAUUUAAGUAGAAGGUUAGUUAAAAUGUAUUGGCACAGUUUAACAAAUAAAAAAUAAAUUCGGAGAAGGAUACGAAGUUGAAUGUAAAUUAAAGUUACCUUCUAAUGACUAAUUAGUCUAAACACUGAAGACAGAUUUUAAUUUUGAUGGAAAAGAAAUUUAAAAUAUUCACGUAUUUCCAAACAACUUGCAAGAAAAUUUAGCUAAAUUAAAUGCUAUGGAAUAUUAUGAUCUAAUUACUAAAAAUGAAUAAUUUGCUUAAAUUUAUUCAAGAAUAAAGUCCUCAAUAGGCGUUUCUUUACUAAACUUGUAUCAAUUCAUUUUGUUAGAAAAUUUAGGAAGUAACCUUUAGAAAUUCAUUAAGCAAAAUCUUGGCGAAUAUUCAAUUAUUGAGCACUUUGAUGACUUCUAUCGUUUUAGAAUCGAAUCUAAAAUUUCUAUUGGAAAAAUGUUUGAAAAUUUUGAAAACAACAAAUAAAAUCUAAGUAUUCUAAAUUACUCAGUUAAAUAAGCUUCCAUUGAAUAAAUCUUUAAUUUAUUUGCAUAAAAUAAAAUCAAAGUAAACUAAAAAGUACAUAAUCUCCCUGGUAAAAACAAUCUUCCUAAUGAAGAAGAUCCUUAACAAUAAAACAGCAAUUCAAGUGGAUAAAAAUCAAUAAAUAUAGAUAUAUUAAAAUGA
Molecule: messenger RNA, 5463 nt
Organism: Tetrahymena thermophila SB210
Lineage: Eukaryota; Ciliophora; Oligohymenophorea; Hymenostomatida; Tetrahymenidae
Product: ABC transporter family protein
Exons: 4
Biological process (GO): transmembrane transport; lipid transport
Cellular component (GO): membrane; intracellular membrane-bounded organelle
Molecular function (GO): ATP binding; ABC-type transporter activity; ATP hydrolysis activity
Source: RefSeq, a predicted model, not a curated record